AGCCUGGGAAGGAAGAGGGAACGGGUCCUGGCGGUGCUUUGCAAAGGGCCCGUGUUUCUGUUGCGGGAAGCUCCCGGGGGUCGCACGUGCGUCCGAGCCCAAGCCCCUCCCCUCCACUCCCCUUCCUGCGUGCCCCGGAGCCGCCAAGCGGCUACGUUCUUCUCGGCCCGCCGAGAUGGCGCUCGACCCCGCAGUUCUAGUAUGGCUUGAAGGAAAGAAGGUGAAUUUUCCUAUUUUAAGAUGUCUCUUCGUCUACCCUUCCUCAUUUUACUCUGUCGUUAUAGCAAGAAGAGUAAACAGUAGCACCAAACUGUCUUCAGGAGCAAACCAGCAUCUCAGACAUGUCGAAAAAGAUGUUUUGAUCCCUAAAAUAAUGAGAGAAAAGGCCAAAGAGAGGUGUUCUGAACAAGUUCAAGAUUUUACCAAAUGUUGCAAGAACUCUGGAGUUCUUAUGGUAGUAAAAUGCCGGAAAGAAAAUUCUGCAUUGAAAGAAUGUCUAACUGCUUACUAUAAUGAUCCAGCCUUUUAUGAAGAAUGCAAAAUGGAAUACCUGAAGGAAAGGGAAGAAUUCAGAAAAACUGGAAUUCCUACAAAGAAAAGGCUACAGAAGCUUCCAACAAGCAUGUAGGCAGAUACUCAAAUGACAUUCAGGAACUCUAAUAUUCAUGGAAGUCAUUUUAUAGUCCUUAAAUAAUGGACUCAAGCAUAUAUGUUUGCUUUACCUUAAUUAUGGAAAUAUUAACUUUAUCUGAAAUAAAUAUUUUAUUUCAAAGUUUUGGUUUCUUAAAUGGGAAAGGAGUAGUUACUGAAUUGGGAUAUGGUUUUCCUGGUCAUUCUGGACCUUUUGAAAGUUUUCCCACAACUAUAGUUCUAUAACAGUGAUACUGAUUUUUUAGAGUUCAAUAUGGUCCUUAUAUUAUUUUUUUCCAGUGUAUAUGCUAAUGGCUAAUCAUGGGAGCCAAAACUAAAGAAAAGCAGGAAUGGACAACCUUCAAAGGUGUUAAUAAUAACUAGGCAGUAUAGCAGAAUGGCUAUGAACCAGAAUCCUUCCUGAUUCUACCACUUAUUAGCUAUACAGCUGUGGAAGUAAAUCUAAUACAGUUUGUGAGGAUGUACUGAGUAUUGCAUAUAGCAGGUACACGUACAGUGUAUAAGACAGUGCUUCAGACCUGGUACAUGCUCUUAUAUUGGUAGUUACUGUUAGUAGUAGUAGAGGCUUAUUUGGAAACUAUCUUAGUCCAUUUUCUGUUGCUAUGGGAGAAUACCCAAGACCAGGUAAUUUAUAAGAAAAGUUUGUUUGGCUCACAGUUCUGGAGUUUAUUUGCCAGCAGCUUCUGGCAAGGGUUUUCAUACUGCAUCAAAACAUAAUAGGGUGUAAAAAAUAGAAGGACAAACAAGUGUGGGCAAACUUUUAUAACAGCCCGCUCUCUUGAGAACUAAUACCUGUAAUAAUGGCAUAAAUCCAUUCACGAGGGCUCCAGCCUCAUCACCCUAUUACCUCUUAAAGGCUCCAUUUCUUAGUCCUGUUAAAUUAGCAACUAAGUUUCCAACACAUGAACUCUUGGGGGACACAUCAAACCAUAGCAGAACCAUAGAUAAGGAGAUACCUACUUAUAUGAAUUAAUUUUACUUACAUCUUUGAUGUAGAAUUUUCUAAAACAUAAUGUUCUUAACCUGAUAACUUGUUAGUCCUUUAAUCUUUCAUUUUGAAAAGUUAUAUUUCUAAGUGAAUUACCAUUCUGUAACAUAGUAAUGGACUCAGGAAGUAGUAUAAAAAAUUUAUGUCCCAAUUUAAUAAUUUGAGCUUUUAUAUUAAAAGUUAUUUUUUCCCCAUGAGCUGUUAACUCUUCCACAGCCAUUGUAACUAGUUUCAAGAUAAGUAAAUUUUACGUAUAUUUUCACAGUCCUCAUUAAAAUCACAAAUAGAAAUUACUACCCACUAAGACAAGGUUUAACUUUCCCUAAUCCCAUGCAAUAGAUCUGAGAGAUUUUUUUUUAAGAAAGAAUUUAAAUAGGACACUAAAGAAUCAAUUCAAGUUCCACACUUUACUCUUGAGUGAACCACUCAAAAAACUAUUUUACUUUUAUUUGAAAUACAAAGAAACCACAUUUUCCCAGGCCACAGAUCAAAAGGAGGGAGAUUACUAGAGCAGACAAAAGCAAAGCAAAUAUAGAAAUCUAGAGACCACACAGCAUAGGGGCAAACAUGCCCAUAUUUCCACAUUGACCUUUGGUAUUGGUGCAUUUCCUAGAGCACAGGAAGUUAACUGUUUUUAGAGAUAAAUGAAAAUGGAAGAGUUACUUUAAGAAGCUAGUGAAAUAUACAAUCUAUUUUAUAGCUUUGAUUAAAAUCAGAAGUAGCCCACUUCAUGUAGAAAAUUCACUUAUGUACAUGUUGCUUUCCCCAUAGAAGCCAGAUUAGAUUACACAGUAUAAAUAAUAUGUUCAUCCUCCUUAUGUCAAAGACUAAACCAUUCAUUGUAGCCUUCAGAAUACCCAUGUGUAUCCAUACUGAAGAUUUUUUUCACCUGGUACAUCUGUCUCAGUUGUGUCUUGCUUGCUUAUGGGUGCCUCUGUUGAUAUUAUUCCCUGUUAAUAUGUGGUAACCCACAGGUUUUUUACCCCUUAAGAUACACCUUCUCCAAGUAGCCUUUCUGAAUUAAGAUCAGUACUUUGUUGUCACAUGAUUCAGCUCUUCAAGUCUGAAUUUUCCCAUUUAUUUUGGUUUUCUAAUGUUUCACAUAGGCAUGUUCCUGCUUUUAAGAAUUCAGUUCCAUUUUGGCAGCAACUCAGUAAGUCUUACAGAUGUAAAUUUUACUUUAGCUAAUAAGGGAGCAAGAGGAAGGAAUAGGUGGCUUUUUGUUAUGUUUUCUUCAUUCUGUCGAUUUAUGGAUGUACUGAAUUGAACCUUAUAAAAAGAAAUCUAAAGAUUCCAAAGGAAGCUCUUUAGAGCAAGUUUCAGCUAGUAUGAAAGAAGUCAACAUAAAAUAUUCAAUUUUAAAUAGAUUCAUAAGCUACAGAUGGGCCACUGUUUUUUGGUUGUUUGAAUUUUACCUAGAACAGAGAUAUCAAGUGUAGAUUUAAAAGCUUCUAGCUGGGUAAAAAAUUUUUGGCUAAUCUUUCCUUACUAAAGAACCUUAUACAUCAUUUGUCUAACACUUUAAACUGUCACAGUCACUGACUUUUUAGUAUACCUGUUUGAUAGCUAUCAUCACUGUACUGUUUAAAUGGAAAAUAAUUUUCUCCACUCAAAAGCUGGUUUAACAAAUGUCUAUUGUAUGAAUCAUAUUAACAACCAACAAUUAGUACUAGAUUUUGAGAUCUAUAGGCAAGGACAAUAUUUCACAUCCACUUCAAUUUCAAACAAAAAUAUUUAUUUUAAUUAAACAAUUUCUUGGUAUUGUUCAAAACAUUAAUCAAGCAAUUAUCUCAUAAGACUUUUUUUCUUUACAAAGGAAAAUUUCCAAUUUUGGUUUUAAAAAAGGCAAACCAGUAAGCUACAUUAGAGAUCAGAUAUAAUAUACAGCCUAUGCAGCCACAUGAGAAAUAGUUUUUGCUGCUUUGUUAUUACACAGGUAGUUGCUUCCUUCAGCUAAAGCCUGGAGUAUUGUAUUUCUUUUAUGCAUAUUGGGUUUGGUUCUAUUACUUGGCAGGAGAUUGUACUCCCCUGAGUCAGCUGUGUUCAUUGGUCAGAAUAAAUUCCAGCAUCUGACACCAAUUCCAUUAAUCACAGACAAGCUUGAAUAAGUGUAAGAUAAUAGAAAAAAAUAUCUAGUGAAUGGCGAACAUUGUCUAUGUAUGUAUGCUAUUCAGUAAUACAGUAGAAGAGAUCUGAGAUAUUGAGUUCAAGAUAUAUGAAACUGUCUAUCAAAAAGGAUAAAAGUCCUCCUACAUGAAAUACUUUAAUUCAGGCAAAAGGUGUAUGAACCAAGUAAAUCUCCACCCUGAAAGAACUUAAAUUUCCAUGUGAAGCCAUCUUUAUUUCCUUCUUUAUUUCCAAAUAAUUGGCCACUUAGAAUAAGUGUGGACAUUUCAUGAUCGACAAUAUCAAUACAGCCCAAACCCUGAUUUCUAUGAUUAAAAAUAAUAAUUUUAAAUCACUUUCUCAAUAAAUAGAAUAUUACAUUUCAACACAAAGUCUAACAAUUUAGAAGCUGCUCUACACAAUGUGCAGCUAGCUGUAGUCUCUUUGAAGAAAAUGACUUUUUAUCAUUACACACAUUUAUGUUUAUAUUAUGGCCCACAGAAGGGCAGAUUAGACUGAAAUCUGUGUGAUGCUCCUUCUACUACUUAUUGAAUAGUGUGUAGGGUUACAAUCAUUUGUUUACACCCCAGAGUUUUUCAACUAUUUCAUUUUUUUUUUUUUUUUUCCCAAUUAGGACUUAAGGAAUGUGCUGGGACAAAGUUGGCUUCAGUGAUCAGGUUGUUUCAAGUCUUAGAAUUCAAACUUCAAUUCUAAAAAAAUUUUAUCAACAAAACACUGUGACCAAAAAAUCACUUUAAAUCUUAAAUAUUGAAACGCAAUAGCAUAUAAAGAUGGUAUAACCUAAGAUGCUUUUAUUUCAUUAUAUUUUCAAUAUCUUUACGCAUUAUAACAACAGAAAUGUAACCUACUCACAUUGCCAUUUGUUCCAUUAUGCAAUUUGAAGAAACAUGUUUUCCUUUUAUUUUUAUGAACAGAUAUUUAGACAUUUCACAUUUUGUAAAACCACGUCUACAAUCUCCAAUUCCAUUCUUCUGAGAGGCAAAAUUUUACAAUUAAUAUAGAAGGCAGAGUUUUUUAAACACCUUAAGUUUACUUAUUAAUUAGUAUAGUAGCAUAUUUCAGAUUCUUAGAAUAUGGAGCUAGAGGGUGCUCUUUCAUACUAGAAAACCAACUAUGUUGGUUUUUGUACUAUUGUACAGUGUGUUCAAAUAUAGAUACUGAAGACCUCUGCAAAAUUUUAAUCAAAAUCUCCUUUCAGUUUGUUAAAUAAUUUCUUGGGAGGACCACUGAAAGAGAUAAGUGUCCUCAUGGUGAAAUCGUGAAUCUCUUCCAAAUUAAUUCUUAUAAAGGCAGUUCUGAUUAUGUUGAUCCAAGUAAUGCAGUGGUGGAAGGUUGGGUAAAGGCAAAGUUUUAGUUUUAGUUUCCCCAAAUGCUGUCUCACUUGAUUUAGGAGGACUUGGAAAUACCCAGGAAUUGUCUUCCAGAGAAUUUCUGCCAUAAGAACUGUGUUCCUGAAAGCAUGUACCAUCAUUAGGAAUGGAUCUCUCAUUGUCUGUCCAUGAUUGGAGGAUUGCUUUCUCUGAUAAAACCUUUACAUCUCCUGGUAAAGGGGAAGAUGUGGUAUGACAAAGAGCUUUGCCAUUUGGUAAGAGAGGGGGAUGUCUUGUGUAUGUUGCAGUAAAAUUCAUCAAGUGCAGUUUUGUGCUGUCUCUUCCAAGGUCUUCACUGCAUCCUACAGGGGCACAGGCUAAAAAGAAAACACAGACUAAAUGUCAGUUUUCAUUACAUUUGUGAUCAUAAAAUUCGAUAACACUUCACCAAUUUGAAUUCUAGAACUGGUGAUGAAAUUAAGAUUUCCAAGUUAGUGUGAUCAUUGAGGCACUGUGACUAGGAGAUAAAUGACAGAUGAUCUGAGUUUUAAUCCUGGAUCAGCAAUUUACUGUGACUUUAGAUAUUUGUCUCUUAGCUGCUCCUGAUGUCUCUUUCCUUGUCUGCAGAAUGGAUAUAGAAUUCCUGUCCCAACUAUGUCAUAGAGCUUUUAAAAGAUGAAGAACUACAUAUUUUUAAAAGUUGGAAACUAAUACAGUUAAAAUACAAAUAAAGAUCCUGUUCUUGGCUCUUAUUGUGGCUGGAGAAGGAUUGCAGACUGUUCACAUGUCAGUGGGGACUGAGACAGUUCUUAAGUUUUAGCAUUUUUUAGUUAAAUAUAAUAUUCCUUUGCUCAAACUCUUUGUCCACAGGCAGUCCAAAAGCAAAUUUUUUAGAAAUAAUUGCAUUUUUAAUUGGUGAGACCCAAAUGAAGUUUUUAUAUAUCAAAGGCUUUUAUGGAUAAAGCAGUUUAAAUAAAAUUUGUGAAAUCUUGUUUCUUGUAAAACACAGCAAAUGUUAAUGCUACUGUGGUCACAAUGUAGGUAAAGUAAAAAAAAAAAAAAAAA
Homo sapiens (human) is the source of this 6141-nucleotide messenger RNA. It is a transcript of the gene CMC1, whose product is annotated as C-X9-C motif containing 1. The record is from RefSeq and is marked validated. Gene Ontology annotation, cellular component: mitochondrion. The coding region runs from base 176 to 628 and encodes 150 amino acids. Lineage: Eukaryota; Metazoa; Chordata; Mammalia; Primates; Hominidae. The transcript has 6 exons. Gene Ontology annotation, biological process: protein folding.